This is a messenger RNA of Oreochromis niloticus (Nile tilapia), 5784 nucleotides long. It is a transcript of the gene vwa5b2, whose product is annotated as von Willebrand factor A domain containing 5B2. Bases 872 to 5077 code for a protein of 1401 amino acids. The transcript has 23 exons. The record is from RefSeq and is a predicted model, not a curated record. Lineage: Eukaryota; Metazoa; Chordata; Actinopteri; Cichliformes; Cichlidae.
UCACCUGGCAGUUUAAUCAGGCCUUUCUGUUCUUGAGUUACAGGUUUGCAUCCUGAACUAAAACCUCUUUACAUUCAUGAAGACGCCUCUCAUACUUAUCUAACAAUGAGCUUAAUUUGCAUAGCUAGAGUUUCUGUCAAAUUCAAAACUCCAGAACUUUUACUGCUUCACCAUAAAUCCACUCUGGUGGAUGUAACUGUCUUAACUAGAUAUGAACCCAACUAUGAUGCUGUUUUAACACAUUUUUAAUACUUUUUCAAAUUCUGUAAAAUUCAUAUUUCAAACCAUGGUCUCAGAUGACAGAUUGAAUUAAUUUUUUAAUUCUUUGCGGUGUUAGACCCACUGAAAUGUAGACUGGAGGACAAAAACCUGUUCCUUCCUUGGUGUCACCUCCCCAUGCCUACUGCUGCUGCUGCUGCUGCUGCUGCUUCUGACUGACCUGUUGGGAGAGGCAGAACACAUCACCCCCCCUUUCCUCUCCCUAGCCAAACCAUUAGCCAUGAAUUAUGGUGCUGCUACCAUCACGGCCAAUUGUCUGGAUGAAAAGCAGGCUCUGCCUCACUUACCGAUCUGAGCUUUUGCCUCAACAGCAGGUUCCCGAUCAUAGUUUCCGAUCAUCCCCUUGGCUCAGGUCAAAGCAGGGCAACUGGUGGAUUUAUGGACAGAGGCAAGGAGAGACAGAAGGAGGGAGAGAGAGAGACAGAGAGGGAGGGAGGGAGAGCAGAAAGCAGUAUCUGUUAACAGGAAAACUCCUAACGUAUCACUUGGGAAACCCGCAAGCAGAUGUGGUGGCGGAGUGAUGCAGGGACUGGACAGAGAGGCAAAUUAGCAGACACAGCACACAGGGCAGAGGCUUAAUUUUACAGAAAAGAUGGUGGGGCUGAGAAACCGCUCUACAUGGGAACCACUGCUACUCAAAGCCUCCUGCAUCAAAUCUUGUGCUAAUGGUUGCUCCAUGGGCGUCACUGCGCACCUUACCUAUGCCAAUGCUGACAUAGAGUCUGUAGAAGGUGUGUUCAUAUACCCUCUCGGUGAAAAGGAGGUUGUGGUGGGCUUUGAAGCCGUGAUCGCAGGCCGGUUGGUUGGGGUCCAGAUCCAAAGCCGAGGAAAGUUAAAGGACUGCUGUUUGGAUUGCUGCCCUGGAGUCGGUCUUGAAGGGAAUGGCCUGGAGUGGGGCUGCUGUGGGAGCCCCAGUCUAGACAUGCAAUGCACCAACGGACAUCUGAUCCUGGAUGAGGACCUGGAGAGAACCACUUUCAUCGUGGGCACCGGAGUCAUUGGCCCCAUGGAUAUAGUGUCGAUCAUCAUAAGCACGACACUAGAACUUCCCACAUUAGAAAACGGAGCCAUUCGGAUCGUCUACCCCACACUCCUUACCCCGCUUGUCACUGGGAAAAUGACUCCAAGCAAGAGUGAAAGUGGGGGGAAGUCUGAUGAAACUGGGGCGACCAGUUGUUUUGGUGCCACCUCAGGAAAACAAGAUCGGAUCGUGCACUCUCAGCAGCAGUGUGCGCACGCCAUCUUCACCAGCCCAGCUGUCAACCUGGCACCUUAUGAGCUGAACUUCCAGCUGCUGGUCAAAGGGGCCUGUCUGCUGGCUGGACUGGAGAGCCCUACUCACGCUCUGAGGGCAGAUGCAGAUCCAAGUGCCCAAAGUGCCUCUGCCACCUACAUCACCUUGGCACAGGAGCAUCCCUAUGACAGACACAUAGAGAUUAUUUUGCACCUCAGCGAACCUCACAGCCCAUUGGUCAUCUUAGAGAGAGGCAGGCUCUCCUUCAGCCAAUAUGAACAGCAAAUCUGCUCCCGUCGAGAUUUCAUCCGAUGCACCCGCAAGGAUUCAGAACCUGAAAGAAAGCUGGAGUUUGUCAGGAAGCGAUACCACAAAGACAUUCUGUGCAGCCCAGUGUUGAUGCUCAAUUUCUGCCCCGACUUGCUGCGUGAACCUCUGGAAGUGCACAAAGCCACCAGGGAGCUGCUGUUUCUCAUUGAUCGCAGUGGCAGCAUGAGUGGCGCCAACAUCCAGCGUGUGAAAGAAGCCAUGGUGGUGGCACUCAAGAGUCUACCUUCUGGCACAAUGCUCAACAUUGUGGGAUUUGGUACCACCAUCAAGCCCCUGUUCACCUCCAGCAAGCUUUGCACUGAUGUCACACUAACUCAGGCCUACGAGUACGUCCAGAGGAUGAGAGCUGACAUGCGAGGCACCAACCUGCUGGGGGCGCUCUUCUGGGUCUAUCAACAGCCCAUGCAGCGCUCGUACCCUCGCCAGGUCUUUAUUAUUACAGAUGGAUCCAUCAGCAAUGUAGCUAGAAUGCUGGAGCUAGUACGCAGAAACGCGUGUGCUGGCAGAUGCUUUGGCCUAGGCCUUGGUCCACGAGCCUGCAGGAGACUCCUGCAGGGCGUUGCCAAACUGACAGGAGGGACUACAGAGUUCUUGGAUGAUGAGGAGAGACUCCAGCCCAAGUUAAUCAAGUCCCUGAAGAAGGCCUUUGAACCUGUUCUGACUGACGUACGGAUCGACUGGUAUCUGCCAGAAAACAUGGAGGCUCUUCUUACGCCCAAUGAAAUCCCUCCACUCUACCCCGGGAAUCGCCUCAUAGGAUACUGCACGCUUUACGACAUGACCAGUUUCAAAGCAAAAAAGGCAGAGGAACAGAGCUACAAAGAUUUACUUCGUGGUUCUACGGGUUCAGUUUUUGGCCAGUCGAACGAUGAGCUUUCACCUCCCCCUGCCUCUGAGCUCAUGCCUGUGGUGACAUGUGCAGAUGGCACUGAGUUGGAGGAAGCACUGAGGGAAAUUUCUAGAGAGAUCUCCUCUGAGUUCUCCUGUGCCAAAGACACAGACACAGGCACCAGUCCAGGUGUGGAGUUGGACUGGUCCAGCGAUGUGAGGAAGAGGAUCCAGGAGAGCUCUUACAUUCAGGAGCAGUACGUCCUCACUCGCUGCUCACUCAGCAGUGAACGAAGUCUACAAACGCAGUCCCACUCACACAUACAUGCCUCAAAUUCUGACGGGGCCUUUCUCUCCAGCUCUCACUGUUCUGGUCCAGUGCUCGAUACAGGGUCUCUGCCCCAAGGCCUCGAGAAGAUGCCCCCUCCAGAACAGAGAUCAUCCCUGUCUCGCUGGGCAGACUCAUCAUGGCAGCAAGACCUUUCAGGCAAAACCCCAGACAGUGGGACCAAAAAAAACGGGUGUCUGGAUGGAGCUGAGGAGUCUCGUAGGAGACAAAAAGCUCUAGCACGUUCGACGAUGGCAGCGCGAAGUUUUUCGUCCCCCCAGGGUGAAUUAGAGAUGCAUCGGCUGAGAAGGGCUCUGGAGAGGGUCUCCUUUGACCAAACACUGGGAGGGAAGCUGGAAGAAAGUGACGGGGAGACAAAGCCAACACCACGAGGAACAGUGUCCCACAGAAGCCUCACCGACUCCAAUGGACUCUUGUUUCCUGCCUCCCCUCUGGACUGGGACAGCUUCACAGAUCCAGAGUAUCUCUUCACUGCUGUCCCACCUGACAGUCCUCCCCCAGGCCAGUGCCGUUCCCUUAUUCAUGGUGUCCUGGGUGGCAGGCCUGUGUCCUGGGAGGUCACUGUAGACCUGGGGCACCUCUGGACCCCUGAGAGUCAGGACAUUGAAGUAAGUGGGGUAUAUGGAAGGGGAGGUGAAGAAGGAAGAGGAGGGAAAUCGUGGCAGGAGAUCAUUCACCAACUGACCGCUCGCUCAGUUAUAAGAGACUUUGAGAAAAUGGCAGAGAAAGAGAGCGACAUUGGACAUGGCUCAGCGAAGCGAUAUCGUACAAAGGCUAUCCAGACAAGUAAGCACUGUAACAUCAUCUGUAUGUACACAGCCUUCACUACCACUGACAGCAAUCCCAACAAAGGCUUGGCUGACACGGAUGUGCAAACCACAGGGCUACAUUUGGGAAACAGGCAGACUUUUCAGUCAGGCAUUCGUAGGCAGAGGACUUAUUCUGUAGGUCUGGGCAGACGGCACACCACUGGAGGCAGUGCAGAGGUGGAAGACACCUGGAACUCUACAGACAGAGAUGACACUCCUGCCUCACCCUGUAGUGUAACAUCCUGGGACUCUAGUGUAGGGGGCAGCUCCUACUACACUACAGCCAUGGCAACAGGCACCUCGAGCACUCGCUCACAGCGAUCUAUAGAGAGCAAGUCAAUGGAGAGCUUCUUUGGCACCAGGUUCCCCCUGGGCAGGCUCAGGUCCUCCAUUUCAUCAGGAAAGCAGGUGCCUCUCAAGUCCCACUGCUUAUCUGCCGAGACCGAGAAACAACCUGAAAGUGAAGCUCCAGACUACCUGCCCCUGGUUCGUCUGCAGCUGGCAUCAGGAGCUUUUCUUCUGACUGAGAUCUACUCUGACUGUGUCCAGAUUCCUCUGGACCGCCUUAAAAGAGCAUCGCCAUACAGUCUCCACCGCCGUAGUCUCAGCCCAGCCUUACGCUGCACAUCUCCCAGUGCUCCAUCCUUGUCCACUACUGCCAAACCUCCUGGUGCUCCCUCUGGUCACCACGUUACCUUCUCUCCUUCCGCUUGCUCCUUUGUCAGACCAGCCAUUCCACCUUUCCACCACACUCCAGAUGAUACUCCCCUAAUUUUGGAAUCGAAGCUUCGCCGAAGAUACCUCUCUGACCAAGACCCUGUCACCUCUCCCACUGACCUCCCCAGCUCUGAAGAGGGUUCUUUGGAGUUAUCCGUCAGCCCCUUUCAGAACCAGAACCUCGGCCAAGCAGACAGUGGCCGUGGGUCAGAGACAGAUAUAUAUGAAGGCGCUACACCUGAGCAAGCUUACCUCCAAGGGAGCAGCCAGUUGGCACAAGAGGAUCUGGAGGGCUCAACUUGGGCCACAGCUGUGGCCCUAGCGUGGCUAGAGCACCGGUGUGCUGGCUACUUUAUGGAGUGGGAACUGGUAGCAGCAAAAGCAGACUCAUGGCUGCGCUGUCAGAAGCUGCCCGAGGGACUGGACAUGGCAGGGCUUAAGGGAGCAGCCAGACAGCUGUUCCUGCUGCUGCGCCACUGGGAUGAGAACAUUCAGCUGAACAUGCUGUGUUAUAACCCCAAUAAUAUGUGAGACAAUCAUCUCAGAGGAAACCAAGCCAACUCUGAUUGUUAGCAUUCUCACCAUUUCCCAAUGAUAGUGACUCUAAAUGCCUUUACAUGGAAAAAUCCUGUUUUAUUAACUUAGGCAGUGCCAAGUUCAUUCUAAUACUACAUGGCAUAGACCAGGGGGCCUUUUAUGAUCUGUGUGCUUUAUGCAAUCACAAAUAUGCCUUUACCAUCUGAAUGGGCUUUUUGUAGUCUAGCUUUUAGUUUGCAGCCAGUAUAAUAUACUACUAUACCAAAUAUGUAAUCACAGUUACUGUCAAAUGAAGAUUUUGAUUAUCAAGAUGAUUAUUUGAUAAAUUAAACAAAGAUGAGCUUUAAACAGUGAAAUGAUUAUUGGUUAAAAAUAAUAAAAAACACACUAAAAUUCAACCAUUUGUUGUAUUGUGUAACAAUGAAGACCACACGCGUUUAGUAAAAUCCAUUUGCAGUUUCAGUCUACUGCAUGUUUCUCACAUUAAAUCCAUCUAUGAGUGCGGCCACUCACACCAGAGGAUGACAAGUUACAGAAAUCAGACAAACAGACUGAUUGUCCACAGCUGACUUUUACACAUUUGUGUAACAAUACAAAAAAAAAUCCCCUUCGAUAGAGAAUACUUAUGUUUCAUAACUGUGGCAGAGGAAAUGCCACAAGCUUAUGCUUGCUAUGCAGUUAUUUUAAAGCUUGGUGUUCAA